AUGAUGGGCGACUGCGUGACGCCCAGGCACAGUGCAGUCAUGGAGCGGUUACGUCGGCGCAUCGAGUUGUUUCGGCAGCACCACAACAGCUGCGAGUCGCGGUACGAUCGCGCCUCACUUGAGCGCCUGGAGCUGGACCGGCAGCAGACCUACGCCUUACACCAGCGCUGCCUCCAAGCCAAAGCCAAGAGGAGCAGCAAGCAGAGGCAGAGCCAGCCCAGUGCCGGGGAGGCAGCGGGGGGCCGAGGCUCUGAGGGGGGAGAGGGGCCGGAGCAGAGCCGUAACACCACACUCAUCGCGCUUCAGGAAACCGUUAAACGUAAAAUCGAGCGGGCUGGCUCCCCACUGGGGCGGGACCAGGUGAACGGCUUUGGAGAAGGGUUCCCUCCACACAAAAAGCAGUGCCUGGACAACCGUGCCACCAACGGAUCGCCCCUGGACUCAAAAAUAAGCCUGACGGACUCCAUAAGUGCCAACGGGAAACACGAGAGCAAAGAUGGAGAUUCAGCAGUGGACUUCCACCCCAAAGAGAUGAAACAGGAGCCGGACGACAUCCUCCCCAUCAUGGCCCCCUCUGGUGGCCCUCACUCAGCCAGCCUGUUCCCUGACCUCAACCUGAACGAGCAGGAGUGGAGCGAACUCAUGGAAGAGCUCAACUGCUCCGUGGCCUACGAGGACAUCCAAGACAUCCUCAACGACGACUUUGAGGACCGCAAGGACCCGCUGGAGCUGACCCCAGGAGCCCCCGAGCCCCAGGCUGGUCCAGGGGCCACGGGAGGGACUGGAUCAGGGAGAUUGGGCGGUUCUACUCUAGUGCCCCCAGAUCUGGCCACAGUCAAAGCAGAGUACUCCCCAGCUUCUUUGGACUCUCACUCUCCGCUGUUGACCAUGCGCUCCUCUGCCCCCACCUCAUCCUCGGCAGUGCCUCCCUCCGCCCCCCCUCCCUCCUCCACCUCUCCGGCCCUGCACCCCCAGUCCCAUCAGCCCCAGAGGCCCCACAGUCUGCUGCAGUCUAAGGACCUGUCCCCGGCGCAGCAGCUGCAGCAGCUGGCUGCGCAGCAGAGGCAGCACCUCCACCCCACUAUGCAGCACAAACCCAACCAGCCCCCCAACAAGUUCCACCCUCAGAACCAACACCCGCACCCCCAGGCCUGGUCGCAGAUGGGAAGCACGGCCCAGAGCCCCAUCUCUGGAGCCUCCAGCAGCCCGGCCGUGUACCAGCAGGACAUCAUGUUUACUACGAACCAGAACCAGCUACUGCUGCCCUCCCAGCCAGGGAAAGGCUCUCCGAAGGCCAACACGUUCCACCAGGGAGGUCCCCAGCUGAUGGGACACUCUUUGGGCCACCCUCCAGCACCUGGCCCUCCUCAGCAGCAGCAGCAGCAGCCUGGAGCUCAGCUGAACUACAACAACACCAAACCUCUGUCCCACUACGAGGCCAGGGCUCCGAGCACUGGUGACCAGACCAAGAACCAGCUCAUGACGCUCUUACGACAGCAGCAGCAGCAACAACAACAGCAACUGCAGCAGCAGCACCUCAAGCAGAAGGCCACAGGCCAUGGCUACAGGCCACACCCUCAGCAUCCACAGCACCCACAGGAGCAGAGCAGUUUUGGGACCUCUCUCCAGCAGCAGCAACAGCAGCAGCAGCAACAGCAGCAACAGCAGCAGCCUGGUCCAGGGGGCACUGCUCUGGGGACAAACUCGGCCAUGGGGGCUAACCACACUAACCCUGCAGCAGCUCUGGGAGGAAGUGCAGCCUAUAUGAACAGCCAGCAGAUGGCAGCAGCGCUCAAGCAGCAGCAGCAACGGCAGCAACAGCAGCAGUAUUUACAGAGGCAGCAUAUGAUGGAACAGGAGAAACAGCGGCAGCAGCAAGACCAACAGCUCAAGCGGCAUCUGUCCCGACCUCCUCCGCAGUAUCAGGACCAGAGCGGACCUCCCCCCACUCAGAACACCUUCAGCCAGCAGCAGUUCACCGCUUCUGCCGCAUCGAUGGCAGCCGUGGCAUCUCUCGGCUCUGCCAACUCCGCUUCCCGGAUGUUCGCUCCACCCCAGGGCAUGAUGGGAAUGGGCAGCGGCCCUGUAGCUCCGCCCCCCAACCCCCAGCAGCCCGCCGCGCCUCCUCAAGCCGACAUGCUAGCGGCUAACGGGAUGUAUGGCGGCGCGGGCAUGACUGCGCAGCAACAACGCCAGCAGCAGCUCUACCGCCAGACCAUGAUGAUGAAGACGCAGAACAACGCCGCCAUUUUGAAACAGCAGCAGCUCGGCGCGCGGCUCCCGGGUCAAAUGUCCGCCGCCAACAACCACCCGGUGCCGCAAAACGUCCCGUGGAACCCACAGAUGGCCAACUCGCAACUUGCCGCCAACCACAGCACGCAGCUGGCCGGACAACAGCAGAUGCAACUCGGCAACUUUAGCAGCGCUGCUCAGAACGCUUUCCAGUUACAGCAGCAGCAGCAGCGAUUACCCAAAAUGCAGCAGUUCUCCAUCCCCAACCGACAGCAGCAGCAGCUCAACGCCAUAAACCCAGGGCAACAGAUGAUGCAGCGCGCGCCCGCCUCGCAGCAGGACCUGAGCGCGUCGUUCGGACAGGCAGGCGGAGGGGCCAGCAGCGGGGCCACCAGGAGUUUAGCAGGAGCUGGACUGCAGUGUAAUUACAGCGGUGCGAGCAGGGUGACGGCGGCGCAAGCUCAGCAGCUCUCGUGCGGCUACAACGUGGCACAGGGGAGCUUCGCAGAGGAGAGCGAGCUGGUGGAGUCGCUGCUCAAAGGACAGAGCAGUCAGGAGUGGAUGGACGACUUGGACGAGCUACUCGCUGGACACCACUGA
Knipowitschia caucasica is the source of this 2832-nucleotide messenger RNA. NCBI's taxonomy places the organism in Eukaryota, Metazoa, Chordata, Actinopteri, Gobiiformes, Gobiidae. The record is from the annotation of a GenBank genome assembly.